Messenger RNA from Fomitiporia mediterranea MF3/22, 1615 nucleotides. RefSeq lists its product as uncharacterized. The transcript is spliced from 3 exons. The record is from RefSeq and is a predicted model, not a curated record. Gene Ontology annotation, molecular function: protein binding. Lineage: Eukaryota; Fungi; Basidiomycota; Agaricomycetes; Hymenochaetales; Hymenochaetaceae. The annotation marks the transcript as partial. Gene Ontology annotation, biological process: endoplasmic reticulum unfolded protein response.
UAUGUCCAUGCCUUCUGUCCCCAUCACCGUCGAGCACCCUCAGUACACGCAGACACUUGUUGUCCAUGUACCUCCCACCGCUACCGUCAGCGACAUUAAGCAAGAAAUCUCACGUGAAUGUCCCGGAAAUCCGCGAGUGGAAGGCCAGCGACUCAUCAGCAAAGGUCGUGUCCUUGACGAUGGAGAGUGUGUGGAGACACUUUGGACAUCUGAGGACUUGCGGGUAGUCCACUUGGCCGUUAACCCGCUGUCAUGGUCCUCAAACCCGCCAAAUGUUACCGUCGUCGACGACUCCACGUCUACUGCUUUCGUUGCAUACAGUGAUUUACUGCAGCGCCGGGCACAAGCAACUGAGACUCCGGUGAACAACAUACCCAACACGCCGCCUGUCAUGUUGCCUCAGUUUGAGACGUUGCCGUUCAUCAGUCAUUUGCACCACAAAGCAUUGCGUGCGCUAUCUCCAUCAACACCUCCAGCGGCUCCCGGAGCAGAUGAUUCACUCGCUGCGAAGGAGUAUGCAAAGACAGUGUUGCAGGCAUCGAACUACCCGUGGCCGGAGAUAUUUGACGCAGAGUUCCCUACUUCUACAAAUGGCGGAGUGGCGUAUGAAUUCACUUUAAUUGGUGGGAAACCAUUUUUACAGAAUUUGACGCCCUAUGCUACGCCAACUCCCCGGCAACAACAUGCAUUAAAUGUCCUAUCAUACACAUUCCCGCUCCUUACCUUUGCACCUGCACGACCACAAGCUAUUGUCAACAGUGGCAAUGGUACGACACCAAACGCAAAUAUCAUAAACAACCUAAACGGUGGCCCUCCAAGGCCAGACGCAAACGUUCGGAACGUAAUCGCAGUCCGAGUGAACAUGCGCGAAUUGCUUACACCACUAAUUCUCCUCUUCAUCCGCACUCUUAUACUCCUUUACUUCUUUUCUCCGGCACGAAAGCCCGUAUUUGGCAUCUUACUCGGUGCUUACGUUCUAUAUGAAGCGUGGGGUGCAGUCCGAGGGGCUGUCUUUGAUGUUGGGCCGUUGAACGGAAACGAUCCUGGCGCUCGUGACCGUCGACGACGUGCUCGUCCAGGUAACGAGGACGCUCCUCCGCCUCCCGCUCCAGGAGCAAUCGUACCUCCUCAUCAGAAUCCGGGUGCCGCAGCUGCAGCGAACUUGGAAGCAGGGAUCGACCAUCUCGCACAGAUGUCCUUGGACACGGAGGCACGCUGGUUAGAGAACGGCGCUCCCGAGCCGAGUCUUUUCUAUAAAGUCACUUCGUUUGUGAUGUUGCUCGUUCUCUCGAUACAUCCCGCAUUCUGGAAUCGUCGACGGAUGGCACUUAGAACACGGGAGGGGCGCGUGAGGACUGAGGCGAAUGCGCUGGAGGCGGCGGUGGCGCAGCAAGCGGAGGGAGAGGAAGGUGGUGCUGGUGAUGAACGUGCUCGGUUGGCGCGAGAGCAGAUGAUUAAUCGACUUACGAGGAGGCCUGUUUGGAUAAGAGAGUAUGUCGAGCGUGUUAGGAGAGGCGAGUGGGUUGAUGAUUGAUAUAAUAAAUACCACUGGCAAUUUUUUGUCAUGUCGUUUAUUUAUUUGUCUGUACGGAUAUAUUCAUUGUAGAUUAUUCGC